UCCCAGCAAAAUGUCCGAUUACGAAGAUGAAAUGGACGUGGAUGCUCCGUCCAAGAGCACAAUCCAAUUCAGCUCCGAUAAUACCAGUGGGAAAGCUAAGAGAGUUGCGUCAGACCUACCUGUCGAGGCUCAAGAUAAUCUGCCAUGGGUUGAGAAGUACCGACCAAACACUCUCGACGAUGUUUCCGGUCACAAGGACAUCUUAGCCACAAUUAACAAAUUUGUCGAUGCGAAUCGACUACCGCAUCUUCUUCUGUAUGGGCCUCCGGGAACUGGCAAGACAUCUACAAUCCUUGCGCUCGCAAGGCGGAUAUAUGGGAGCAAAAACAUGCGCCAGAUGGUGCUCGAACUGAAUGCCAGUGACGAUCGAGGCAUUGAUGUUGUCCGAGAACAAAUUAAGACCUUUGCGAGCACGAAACAGAUCUUCUCCAUGGCCCCCCAACCGACCUCCGGUGGAUCAUCACUCGCAUCGUACAAGUUGAUCAUCCUUGACGAAGCCGACGCCAUGACUGCAACCGCGCAAAUGGCACUCCGUCGGAUUAUGGAGAGAUAUACCGCCAACACGAGAUUCUGCAUUAUUGCCAACUAUACCCACAAAUUAUCGCCCGCGCUUCUGUCGCGUUGCACGCGGUUCCGCUUUAGCCCGCUGAAGGAGCAGGAUAUCAGGUCACUGGUUGACCUGGUCAUUGAAAAAGAGCAGGUGAACAUUCAGUCUGAGGCCGUGGACAGCUUGGUCAGGUUAAGUAAGGGUGACAUGCGUCGCGCACUGAAUGUGCUACAAGCGUGCCAUGCAAGCAGCAUACCGCUCCCUGUCAAGAAUGCACCAAAAGACCAACCCCGUCCUGAACCGGAAUUGAUCACAAAUGGAACGAUUUAUGACUGCAUAGCCGCACCGCACCCCGCUGACAUUCAAGAGAUCAUGACUACUCUUCUUGCUACCAGCGACGUCACUUCGUGCCUCAACACCGUGAAUACCUUGAAAUCCAACAAAGGCUUGGCCCUGGCUGAUAUUCUUGCGGCCCUGGGUGAACAGCUGCAGCAGUUAGAAGUCCCUGCACAAACGAGAGUCACCUGGCUGGAGGGACUCGCUGAAAUAGAAUUCCGACUUGCCGGUGGAGGCUCUGAAGCCAUGCAAACCGGUGGUCUGGUUGGAGUUGUACGGAAUGGAUGCGAGCUUAUGGGGGAUAAGGGUGUGUCCAUGGCGAGUUAG
Molecule: messenger RNA, 1210 nt
Organism: Aspergillus nomiae NRRL 13137
Lineage: Eukaryota; Fungi; Ascomycota; Eurotiomycetes; Eurotiales; Aspergillaceae
Product: replication factor C subunit 3
Exons: 5
Coding region: 11-1210 (399 amino acids)
Biological process (GO): DNA-templated DNA replication; DNA repair
Cellular component (GO): nucleus; Elg1 RFC-like complex; Ctf18 RFC-like complex
Molecular function (GO): ATP binding; DNA binding; DNA clamp loader activity
Source: RefSeq, a predicted model, not a curated record